AUGAACCAUCACCAUCACGCCCCUGGACAACACCCCAUUGCAGGACUGCACGCCGCAAUUCAUGGUCACAUUCAUCGUCACGUCUGCAUACUUGAGAGCGAUGGAUAUGAUCAAGCAGCUGUAGAAAAGCAAAAUGAGGAGCUAAUCAAGGAUAAUGCCAAAGCACAGGCGGAAAUUCAACGACUUCGAGAUUUACUAACAGGUCAUGACAUCCCGUGGACAACUUCUUCCAAAGGAAGCUCGAACAAAGUCGUAAGACGCCCAAAGAGAGCACCAACCUCAACACUUGAAUCCACUCGUACAUUGAGAGCUCGGACUGGAAGUGUCGUCACUAGAUCAUCAACGGCCGCCGACAAACAACCUUGUUUGCCCAUUGAAAUCGUCCUUCGGAUUUUACGAUAUGCAGUCACGAGUCCGGUACCGAUUAUUGAUCCUUUCUUCAAGCUUCGUAAGGGAAACUGUACGAGGGAAGAAUAUAUCAGUCGGAAGUACAUCUCGAUCAAUUUCCUUGCUACAUCCAAGGCUUUACGCGUGGAAGGUAUUCGCUUGCUGAUUAAAUGCAAUACUUUUAUCUUCACUCAAGUCGGAGCAUUGCAGAAUUUUCAAAAGAUUCCGUCUGAACUACGCUCGACGAUUGAAAAUUUGACUCUCCGCGUUGUGGGACAAUAUUACGAUGAAGUGGCUCGGAAAUUGGAUCUUAGUGGCGCUGAGAACUACCAUCCGAAGGUUGAAAAACUGAUCAUGCCGAUUCUGGCUCGUCCUCCAGGCUUGUACCACGAUGAAGGCGUCCAGUCGUAUUGCUGGCUGCAACUUUCAGAUUUCCUCAAGGCUAUGAUGUUUCAUCCUCCUGCAACCGGUUCCUCGUCUUCGUCGACACGAGAAUACGAAAGUUUGAUUCCAUCGCUGAAAGCAUUGCGGUUGGAUUUGGUGAACUUUUGCGAUCAUUUGCCAUUCCCUGGACCUCGUUAUGCGUCGGUUAUUCGUUGGUAUGUGGGUAAUAUUGCGGAUGAAGUUAUGUUGACUGGCGCACCCGACUUGGGCGUCGACAACAGUGAAGAAUCCAUGCUCCGCCACAUGGUCCGUAACGAAGGACUCUUCGGAGCAUCCUACCCAGUAUUCGUCUCCAACGCCAACGGCAACGCCCUCCGAACUCUCAGCGACACCAAUUUCCAGCUUGAAGUAAUCCGCGCUAAUCCGAGCCUGAAUCCCAAACCCGCCACCGCAUCUACUCUCCAACACCCCGAAGGCGGCAACCCACCAAAAUCCAAAUACCGCGCCGGCAAAACAAUCUGGAAAUGGGCCACCCCUAACGCCAAAACUCCGAAGAAAUGGAUCGAAUUCGACCGCAAGUCGGGCAUGAUGGUUAAUUUCCUGCCGGAUUUCGAGAUUGAUUCCGAGUUUGAGUUUGAGGAGGAUGAGGAUGAUUCGGAUAUUCUGGAUGGGCUCAGUGAUAGUAGUAUCUACCUAUGA
Glarea lozoyensis ATCC 20868 is the source of this 1470-nucleotide messenger RNA. RefSeq lists its product as uncharacterized. The transcript has 3 exons. NCBI's taxonomy places the organism in Eukaryota, Fungi, Ascomycota, Leotiomycetes, Helotiales, Helotiaceae. Bases 1 to 1470 code for a protein of 489 amino acids. The record is from RefSeq and is a predicted model, not a curated record.